This is a messenger RNA of Thermothelomyces thermophilus ATCC 42464, 3753 nucleotides long. RefSeq names its product C2H2 transcription factor. Gene Ontology annotation, molecular function: DNA binding. Bases 1 to 3753 code for a protein of 1250 amino acids. Gene Ontology annotation, biological process: regulation of DNA-templated transcription. The record is from RefSeq and is a predicted model, not a curated record. NCBI's taxonomy places the organism in Eukaryota, Fungi, Ascomycota, Sordariomycetes, Sordariales, Chaetomiaceae. The transcript has 3 exons.
AUGGACGAGUUUGUCAAUUGGGAUCAGGCCGACCCGGCCCCGGCCACUGGGGUUGACAUGCUCUCCCCGUCCCUGGAGCCCACUAGCCAACGCCUCGACGACAUCGACCUGGCGCUGGCCAAUGUUCAGGGCGAUGAAUUCUCCUUCUGGGCACUGCAGCACUUUGAGAACAACAUCUCGCCCACCUUGGGCGGCACGGAGGAGAUCCCCAUGCCCACCGAUCGGUCUACCCGGACAUUCGAGGACCACCUGGAGUUGUUCAAUGAUAUGAAGUGCAACAACUGCCAACUGGGCGGCUACGAGUGCAAGCGGAUCCCGGAAGGUCAAUAUAAAGGUUACUGCACCAGCUGUGUUGCCCUCCGCUGUGCAUGCAACUUCGGCCUCGACUGUGCCGAUGGCACUGACUGCUUCCUCCCCCCGAACCCGUGGCCGGUCAUGGGCGACCACCCCAGGAUGUUGCAGGAGGAGAGGCAGGCCGAAUCCCAUGAGUCAAGCUCGGCAACUGAUUUGCCAGGGCUGACCUCCACCUCCGGCGCCGACAGCACAUCUGCCAACGAAGGCCCGAAAGGAAAGACGGGCGCCCGCUUCUCCAGGGAGUCCGUCAAGAUUCUGAAGAACUGGCUGUCGACCCACAGCAAGCAUCCCUAUCCCAAUGAUGAAGAAAAGGAAAUGCUCCAGAGGCAGACGGGCCUCAGCAAGACGCAGAUCACAAACUGGCUCGCCAACACGCGCCGCAGGAACAAGAACGCCGUCAGCCAUAGGUCGACUUCGCCCGGGGUGAGGAGCUGGGCGAAUCCCAUCGACAUCCCCCAGAGGCGGAGAAACCCGUUCGAGCACAUGAAUCCGCUGCAGCGUUGGGAGCACUCUCCACCCGAGAACGAACCCGCGUCCGUGACAGCCAUUGCCCGCGCCGUCAACUCGGCGUCGAGCAUGUCUUCCGGCCUCCACAGUCCUUUCAGUGUCAACUUUACCGACGACGGCUCUGGCCGGUCACUCUGUGGCUCGGCCAUCAGCAGUGCCAACACCUCGCAUUCGCAGUCCAGCGCAUCGGCCUACUCCUUUGGCUCCCGGGGCUCCUUCGGCUCGGGAAGCUCUAUUCCCCGUGGCCGCAGACGGAGGAGGAGGAGGGCCCCCGUCACGGCCGCCCACGGCGGCCCGCCCAAGACUUACCAGUGUACUUUUUGUCCUGACACGUUUAGGACAAAACACGAUUGGCAGCGGCACGAAAAGUCUCUGCAUCUGUCUCUGGAAAGAUGGGUGUGCUGCCCCAACGGCCCGCAAGCAUUCAACCCCGAGAACGGCCAGAUGUCGUGCGUCUUCUGCGGCCACCCAAACCCGGACGAGGCGCACAUAGAGAGUCACAACCACUCGGCCUGCCAGGAACGCACGAUUGGGGAGCGUACCUUCUACCGGAAGGACCACCUGCGCCAGCACCUAAAGUUGGUCCACUCCGCCAAGUUUAUGAGCUGGUCGAUGGAGCAGUGGAAAGCAACAACACCCGAGAUCAGAUCGCGCUGUGGAUUCUGCGGCACGGUAAUGGACACAUGGUCUAUACGAGUCGACCAUCUCGCCGAGCACUUCAAAAAGGGCAAGUCCAUGGCCGACUGGAAGGGUGGCUGGGGUUUCGACCCUCCCGUGAUGAACAUGGUCGAGAAUUCGAUCCCUCCCUAUCUCAUUCACGACGAAAGAAACUCGCCAAACCCUUUCAGGGCAUCCGAGCCAACGGCGUCUUCGGCCCGACAUGCAUUCGAGCUCAUCAAGUCGGAGCUCUCCAAUUAUGCCGAUGAUUGGCGUGAGAGGGAAGGCUGUGACCCUCCGGACGAGAAUCUGCAGCGCACUGCAUGCACCCUGAUUUACGACGCCGAGGAGCUAGCAGAGCCUACCGCCAACUCCACGGCCUCAUGGUUGCGGGACCUGCUAUUCUCUGACGAUCGCUUGGCCCAAGAGGCGAGGUGGACCAAAGUCAGAGGGAUCGAGUUUUGGCAACAGCUCAAGAUCAACGGCAAGGCCAACAUAUUUGAACUCGACCCCAUGGAGUCAGAGCUCCAGGAAUACGUCAAAGCACGCCGUCUCUUGGGCUUGACCGCCAUGGAUAGCGAGCUACAAGUGGAGGCAUGCAAAAUCAUCCAGCGCAUGAGUGCCGACAGUUAUCAUCAGCCUUCGUCAGACCACAUAACCGACUUCCUGAUCCGCCUCGUCAAGGGCUCGACGCAAUGGCUUGUUGGGUUCCGGCAGAGAGCCCACCUGCCCCGGUCGGAAGAUGUGGCCGACGAAGGGAAGCGGUCCAAAGACCCGACGACCAUUGAUUCGACAAUCCACAAUCCCAACCGGCUGGAGUAUGAGCUGGGCGAGUUUGUGCGCGCUCAGCGGGCUGUCGGCAUUGAGCCCACCGACGAGGACCUGCAGAGGCAGGCCCGUUUGAUUAUAUACGAGUACGACGACCCGUGGAAUCAGACUGCCGCCGACGACCCGGUCUGGCUAGCUACUUUCAAGCAGCGGCAUGGUCGAGCAGCCAUUCCCAGCGAUGGCUCGUUGAGCAACGCCCAGCCGCCAACCGCUUCGGCAAGCGAUUCCUGGCCGUCCUCUCAUGAUAGAAGCUCAUCGCAAGGACAUGCAAUGUUGCUUCCCUCCAGCGAGAGCGACGCAUCCAACAGAGUCCCCCAAAAGACACGCGGCACCUUGUACAUCAACGACGCCAACUGCUACCUGCGCCUGGCGCGGGAGCUCAAGAAAUGGGUCACCGCGACCAUGUCGCCCAAUAACCCCAACCGCCACGUCCCAAGCGACGAGGAACUCCAACACCAAGCUCGAUGGAUCAUCUACGAGGACGACGACCCGUGGAACCAAACGGCGGCCGACAAUUUUGAAUGGCUCCGCCGCUUCAAGCGCGACGUCGGCCUGCUCACCGACCCAAGCCUCCCAGGCCUUCCUUCAACGCGAGCCUGGAACAUUGCCCAAGGGGGAUCAGGCUUCUCGCCGCCCUACCUCUUUCCCAAUCCGGCCAAAGCUAGUGAGAUCACGGCCAUCCCGACUCCGGAUGAAGGCGUUCACGGCACUGAUCCGUUACCGCCCAAUACUUCCGCGGCCGCGGCUGUUACCACGUCCUCCACAGCCCUCGAGAACAGCAGCGCGGUGAUCAACAUAACCAUGUGCGAGGGUGGCAAGCCAAUCCCCGCGCCUAGCUCAACGGCAAACCGGUUCAUGCGCGGGCUGGUCGACACCAGGCGGCACGGCCCGCUGGCAGCUGUGUUCUGCUCGCGGGAGCUCGAGCGUGAGCUGAGCGAGUUCGUGACCAACGCGGUGAUGGCUGCAGGGUUCGGCGGGGCCGGGACAGGGAAAAGAGGUUCGCCGACGGCGGGAUUCCCAAGUGAUGAAGCGAUCCGGGAGAGAGCGAGAGCGUUUUUGGGCGGGGUAGGGAGGACGCCGGCGGAUGAUGAGGUCUUGUUGGAGAGGUUCAAGGAAGUUAUGAGGAAGAAAUUGGGGUUAGAACCGGAGUCGGCGGCUGGAGAGGCGCAGCAGGCCCGAGAGCAGGUGCAGCAGGAAAAGGGUCAGCAGGCUAAUCCGUUGGGGGCUAAUCUGGGCUUUGAGGCCCCUGGUGUUGCCGGACCACCUGCAUCGACCGAAACGGAGCUCUCCCCUGGGACUGUGGAUGCGGAGGUCGGGAACAUGUUGGCUCAGAUGGACUUUGAUUUUGGUGACUUGGGAGAUUUUGUCGGAGUUGCGACGGGCGGGAUGCCGAUGGACCAAUACUGA